Molecule: messenger RNA, 4285 nt
Organism: Bombyx mori (domestic silkworm)
Lineage: Eukaryota; Metazoa; Arthropoda; Insecta; Lepidoptera; Bombycidae
Exons: 4
Coding region: 3551-4207 (218 amino acids)
Source: RefSeq, a predicted model, not a curated record
AGAAGGCUUGUCUCAGGUUUGAAGGGCGUGAUAUAAUUGUUAUACAAUACAAUUAAGACUAAUUCAACUCAUGUCUGUCUGGGUGACUACAUUUAGAUUGUGAUGUUUAUGGAUUUCACUAAUACUUAAAAUCCGAAAAACUCUUUCAUCCAUUAGAAAAAAAUAUAGACGAUGAACGGUCUGCUUUUGGUCCCAGCUUGGCUUCAACGCUUAGAGGCAGUGAGAUAGUAGAGAAAGUAGAGCUUUUCCUCACCUCAAACUUUUAAUUCCGAAUCGUCACGAUCGCGCAUAUUGUACGACGUCGGGUCCCGACAAGUAAGGCUCUACACUAGCGAUUAGAAUACGGCACAGGCCUGCCUAUGCUAAAUAGUAUGCGCUCCCAGAUUUUGUGCAGAGGUACCAAUAUGGAUGCUCUAGAGCCCGGUAAGCACUUGCGUCAACCGGAUGGAGAGGCAUCCUCCAUCAUUGCACUAUCCUACUGUCAAGAACGCUUUUUUAAUUUUUUUUUAUUGACAUAAGUUCGUCUUUUUUUAUUGAUCUUUCUGACUUUUGUCUUAAUAAUCAUGUAAGUAUUACUCAGGUAGUUUAGUUUUUUGUUGUUUAGAUCUGCAAAAUAAAUCAUAAAUGUUCAUAUUUCUUUCACAUAUAAAAACUAUUGUGUCAAAAGCUCGAUUCCAUAAACUAGAACCUUGAAAACAACAAGACGAAUUUUCGUUCCAUGUUAAAACGGCACACGGCACGUAAAAAACUCCACGCAAUGCCAUUGUAAUGAAACAUUUUUAAAAACAGUGUGGUGUGUCGCGUUCUUUUAAAUUAUAUCUAUUUUUAAACCUGUGACCUAGAAGGGGUGGUCUGUAACCAGAAAGUAGGUGGGUAAGAACAACGGCGCGCUGACUACCUUGUCCCCGCGCCUCCUCAAGCUUCAAGCUGGGGACGGAUGGAAUAAUUUAUAGCACCUUAGUCCGGUCUGUUGCGUGAAUUGUUUGAACAAAGGGUUACUUUUACAUUGAAAAUCGGUGUAAACGGCCUACAAAUUACUGUAACUACUUACGAUUUUAUAUUAUCAAGAUUAUUAUUUUUGUGAUUGUAUUGCUUACAAAAUAAAAAUAGAUGAUUGAUAUAAAAAUAUGCCAUUUUUUUUUUAAAGUUCGGACGUUUUUCGUUUCGUGCGGCAAAGGAUUAGUGGCACGCUUCGAACAGGAGGUAGCGCAAGGUGAAAUGUUGACUAAUUAAUAUUUAGCUGUAUAUACAUAUUUAGGUUUUAAUAUUGUAGGUAUUUAUUUCCCUUUAAAAAAAACAAAAAACAAAAUAAUCAUAUGCAUAAUUAAAGAUAUUUUUAUGGCUUAAUCUCGCGCUUGUUAUAUCUGACGUUUCAAAUAUUCGAUAAAGCGGUCGUAAAAUGAAAAUAAUAAGCCCGAAGUUAAACCGUACAAGCUGUUCAAUUAUGUCGUGAAAAACAAAAUACGUACUGAUUAUAGGUAUCUUGUACACUUGACAUUAGAAGUUUUUAAAACAUCAAAAGCUGAAACAGCUACUGCUAAUUCAUUUAAUGUAUUUCAAAAUAAUUCCCUUGAGAACCCAUGUAUCUAUCAAUGCAUACCAUCAAACUAUUGAGAAAAACAGUGACCUCACUAUUAUUAUAGCACUGUAACCGCUGCUUCAGCGUCCUAAAAUAACGUUCGUCUAAGCUCUCCCUUGUUUUCCGUCGAGUCUUAACAUUUUGUGACAUCAAUCUACGCGACGACAUUUUUAAGCAUCGGUUAAAUCUAUCUAGUACAAAGCAUUCUAAUGUCCAAAUAAAGAGGACAGAUACUCUCGAAAUGUGGUGCUCGAGAAGAAUGCUGCAAAUAUCGUGGACGGAAUUCAGAACGAAACAGUCAAUUCUACAGGAACUUGGCAUCAAGCAGCGACUGUCCUGCAUCGUUCAGGGUCGCAUUCUCACUUUCUUCGGGCAUGUGUCGCGUCGGGGUGACGACUCUGUUGAGCGCCGUGUGGUGCAUGAGAGAGGGCACAAGACCGCGCGGCAGAUUACCGUAACGAUUGAUCGACCAAAUAAAGGCUCUAAGCGGUUGGACGGCGGGAUGGAUGUAAUAUGCUCUGCGUAAACUUAGCCCGCCCGCCCGCCGUCUCAUUAACUCGGACUGGGCACCGGCCCGGUCCGGGGUAGGGCGCCGGCUGUGAGCGGCAGGAAUUUUUAGUGAGAUUCAACUCCCACAUACCCCACCCACUGCGCGUUAGGGGAUCCGGCGAUUUUCUCUAGUGGAAAAAUAAAUAGCUCUAAGGGGUCCCGUUAACGAGUGCACAAGAAGGGCCGCGGUACGCGAGGAUUGGCGACAUUAGGUGAAGCGCACCACUACCUGAAGUGAUGAUCACGACCACUCUGCCAAGAGUGCAUACGACUGAGAAGAAAGAAUCUUAGACUUGACCGAAUCUACGGAUAGGUGACUCUUUUGUUAGGCUCUGUCAUAACCCUCACGCGGAUAAAGAGACUGGUAGGACCACGCUUUAAUUUUUUUAAGCCGGUUACAUACAGUUACACUAGGGCCUUUAUCUAUAAAAAGCCAACUGAAGUCGAUUCUAUCAUUGAUGCUAAUCCAUAAAAAAAUAUUUCAGCGACAAUUUUCACGCGUAAGUUUACUUUUUAUAAUUAGCGCCAGACUAAAAAAUGUAUUACAUUGCAUAGACGGAAUAUGUUUCUUAAUUAUAAGAAUUGUUUUUCAGAUGUAGCAUGUUAUUUUUGCAUUUAUUCAAUGAUUUUUUUCAAUUUUUUUAAAUGUCAUUAUACUACGCAAGAUAAUUGACAGAUGCCUGAAUCUCGCUUACGACAUUUUCAAGAUAAAGCCUAUAUAUACAAGUUCCGAAUAACAACAUUCGGAGCGUCGGUCUACCGAGCAAAUAUCACCCGCUCGGUGGAAGAUCUUCCCUUUAUCGUAUAUCUCUCCAAAUACCUACAUAAUUCAAAAUUGUAAUGUAGUUGGUUGGUUUCAAUUUCUUAUAUUUUGGUUUGUGAUUGAUUUUUACAUCCUUAAUUGUCAGACCAUGAUCUCAACAAAAAUCUAGAAAGCUUACCUAGGGAAAGACACUAAUCAUUUGAGAAAUGUGAGUGGCUAGGUUUUAAAAUCCUAUAGCCGAUUAUUUAUUGAUUCAGUAUAGAUAUUGUCAAGUAGUCACAGACUUUUCUGUGGUACUUGUGAACUCGUAACUUUGUGCACUAAUAAGCCUUUCUGUGUUUACAGUAUAAACGUAAAAGCCAUUUAAUUUCACAAGGCAAAAUGCUAUUAAUGCUAUUAAACGAGCGUCCACACAUCAAAGUGAAAGAAUGUACUACAUACUAAGUUUAUUUAAUUAUAAAAACGCGAUGGGGUUGCGAGGUCGCUGUAGUGGGUUGCCUCCUACCACAAUAGGUGGUUUACGAUAAAAUCUGAGGCAACGGGCAGUCGAGCACGGCAUAUGCGGCGGAGUGGCGGUCGUCGCGGCCAUCGCGGCGGUUCCCGCACAUCAACAAGAGCCACGCGCCACUCCUAAUGGGAAUUGCGUGAGGUACACGACAAUGGGUUGCACCAGCAGCGCACCAGCUGUCGUUACACCUGAUGCUAGUGCCACAGAAAGGCAGAAAAGCAUUCAAUUCGCUGAUAGCUGUGAUCAAACAAUAAAUAGUAAUGAAGAAAUCGAAAACAGUGAAAGACACGAUACAAAUAAUGUGCUUCCUCAAUGUGAUACUUUAGAACAAACUAUACGUUUAGUUAAAAGUGAUAUUUCUCUGAUGGAGACAUUUCCUUUAAAGGAAGAUAAAAAUUGUCAGGAUGUUGCAGAAAUGAAUUCGAAUAGUGAAAAAGAAUUAGGAGCCAUUGUUAUUGCUAACGAAGAGGAUAAAAUCUCUACUUUAGAGGAAGUUAUUGAAAAGGUAAUGGAAUUGAAUCAUUCAGAUGAAAUGCAAAGUUCACAAAAUGAAGAAACCUCGCCAAUUAAUAAUUCAGAGGACCAAAACCAUACGACACAGGUGGAAGAUACUAAUGUAUCACAAAGUAUUGGACAUAUUGAACCAAUUAACGAACAAGAUGAGCACGGGGAAGAAGCAAUUAGCCCCAGUCUAUCAGAGAGCAGUCGUGCUACGAGAUGGGAAGCUUUAGCUGAUAUUGCAGCGGAACUACCGGCAUCACUCACCAUUGAUCCUUUAACGGGUCAAAUUUAUUCACUCGCAAAAUAAAAACAAAAAUUAACGAACACACUGCAUUUUGUAUAAUUACUACUUUAAUCAACAGUAAUAAAAAUAUAUUUUAUAUUA